This is a messenger RNA of Sabethes cyaneus, 3852 nucleotides long. Its product is annotated as mucin-5AC-like. The transcript has 5 exons. Bases 1 to 3852 code for a protein of 1283 amino acids. The record is from RefSeq and is a predicted model, not a curated record. NCBI's taxonomy places the organism in Eukaryota, Metazoa, Arthropoda, Insecta, Diptera, Culicidae.
AUGACAUUCCCGGCGGGAAUAUGGCUAGUGUUAAUCAGUAUCAAAAGCAGUCACAGUGAAAAUGCUGAACCCAGAGCAUUAGAAUUAUCAGUUCCAUGGAGACCCAUCCCAUAUCACGUGCCUCAGCAACAGCUGAUUAGUGUGGCGAGUUUUGAUACUACCAGCAAGGACGAACUAGUUCAUAUCGCGCAGCAUAAUGCGCAAAUCCUGAAGCAAUUCAAUCAGCCCAUCACUCAGUACCAGAAUCAAAAUACGCUCCAGAUUGCAUCGGCCAGCAGUCAGCAGCAGCAACAGCAGCAGCAUGUUCAGCCGCCACCGCACAAACCGUACGGCGGUCAUACACCGGGACCCAAGUACAUGACCACGCCGCUGCUGCUGACGAACGUCAGCCCAGCAAUGCCCGGACAAACAUUGGCCCGCCAUGCUGGCAAACCGUACGGCAAAUCGGACCAAAUCACCACACUCAACAUCGUGCAUCAAUCGACGCCGAAGAUCAUCACCCAGAUGUCUCAUCUCGGUCCGGUUGGCGUUAAAUCGGGCAAAUUCAAUACCCAAUUCAGAGAGCCUGUCCUGAACGCACCUCCGGGACCUCCUCAGAAAUCCACACUAAAACCACAUCCAGUUAUGAACAAACUGCAAACGCACAUGGCAGUUGCGUACCGGCAAAAGCAACCGGUAGCGGCCACCUCGAAUCGUCUAGAACAUUACGUCUCUCCGAAUCUGUACGGCACGUACAUCCAAUUCGGACAGGCUUCCAGCCCGCUGCAGACAGCAAAGACAAAAUUUAUUAGCCAAAUCGCCAGCCAUCCUAGCUUUGAUGCUCAGCUCAAAGGUUUACUGCAUGCUGGCGUUGGAAGUAGCUAUCAGCAAACUUUCUCGCACAUUAAAAACCUUCAGAAGAUGAACUAUCUGCAGCAGCAGAGUAAAAUUCAACCCUUCUACAAUCACAUUCCCCUGGACAUCGAUCUUCCGAAGAAGCUGGUCUCUUCCGGGGAGAAAGAUUUGCCCAAGAUCCAGGCAACCACAUCCAGCCCGCUAUUUCCUCAUAUUCCGCCAAGUGUCCUUACCCCGUUCUUCCAGCAGGUUCAACAACAGCAACAGAAUAAGUACGGGUUCAGUCUGAAAACGCAGCAUCCUGCUCCGCCAGCUGCAACUCCUGCUCCGACAAUUGUUUAUGAGAAACCACACAAAAUCCAACAGUCUCAAUUCCAGUUCGAAUCGCAUCAAGUUCAUCCGACUCAGUUCGGUUCUUAUAAAGACCACCAUGCAAGCGAUUCGUUCGGUUUUACCUCUUAUCAGAGUCACCAGCAGCCUCCAAUUGAUCAUCAACCUCACGAGAUUGGAAAAUUCAAAGAAAUUCCGCAUCAAAAUGUAUUCAACGAAAUUCACGAUGAAUACACUAAAAAUUUAGUUCCACCACCACUUAGCACCCAGCAGGCUUUCCUACCAACAGUACUGACUCAUGCUGAUCCGAGCAAAGACCCCAUGGAAAUACUAAACAAGUAUAACAUUAAUCCACAUUCCCCUCUCCAGGAUGCUAAUCGAUUCAGUUACGAAUCUUAUGCUAGGCCCAGUUCAUCAUCCCAUGCUCAAUUAUCGACUCCCAGUUCAGUACCAACGACCACCCCGGCUACUACUCAUUAUCCAUCAACAACCACGCCGCGGCAACCUUUCUAUUCGCACACAAUCAACUUUGCAGGGGAUCACAACGGCUACAAUCAACCGGUACUGGUGACACCGAAUAGCGAUAACUGGAUAGGCCGAGACAAAUUCAUCACUACCGAAAAACCGAAUAUUUUCAAAAACCUUUUCCGCUCGCCGGAGAGUGAAUACAAGCAGCACAAACUGAUGCAUCCGGGAUACACGGGAUUGCCUCCGAAUAAACGGGUCUCCACGACCACCCCUGGUUCCGUGUCCGAUGCUUCAACCGAGGAACCACUAAUUACGCACAGCUUCUUCACCAUCGAAGAUGCCAUCUCGGAUCCGACUCUCAUCCCACCGGGGAAUCGCAACAAAUACAAGUACACCACCGAAGCGGAGGAAAACCGCUUGGAAGAUCAUCAACCGGAAAUCGUCACAAUCGGAUCCUUUUUGGAUUCCCAAGAACAGGGAACCACGACCGUGUUUCCUAUGUUCAAAAGCAAAGGUCGACGGCGACGUCCAAAGCCGCAACAAAGCACUGAAGUGUCCGCCGAAAGUUCGGACUCUACCGAAAAUCCAAACAAAACCCGCUUCCGGUUACGACUAAGACCGACCACCGAGUCGGAAAAUGAAAUCAAAACAACUCUAUCGCCUCCCAUCACAACAACGUUCCUCGCCGAAGAAAGUUCCAUACGAAAGCAGCGAAAAAAACUUCCAACCAACUUCAGUCGGAAUCGUUUCAGCACGGGUGGUAACCGUGACGAGCAAGAUCAAGAUCGACCGUCUGGAGACCAGCAACUGCAGCAGCAGGACGUCUCGGCCACGCAAGUACCGCCGAUCACGACGACCGCCGCGGUGAGCUCAUUCUUCAACUUCAGCAACGAUAACAAUCAGUUUUCAUUCGGUGGUAAUGGCUUUCGGUCACGCUUUAGACCCGGUGGUGGCACCAGUGCGGAACCAAAGCCCACCCGAACGAGAGGCAAAUUCAGUGACGAUCUCGAUGACUUCUUCAAGUCGGAUGAAAUCACGCGUGACAUCGAGAACACUCGACUCAAUUUCAAGCUGCAGAACAGCAAACCCAGCCUAAGGCUACCGUCGGGUUCAUUCAGUCCCGGUAUCUCGUCGACCUCCACCAGUUUCACUUCGGACGAAAGCAGUGCCGAGGUCAACCGAACUCGAACGGAACUCAAUCGUCCGCGGUUCAGCAUCAAAGAGUAUCGCAGCAAACUGAACCGAACGGCUCCCUCAACGGUGGCAACUUCUUCCAUUUCGUCCGACAUUGAACUUACGACCCAAGCGGCUACAAAGCUGCGCUUCCCCACCAGGAACCGUUUCGUGCUCAACACGCGUCCGAACAAAACGGCCGACUCUAACGAAAUUCUUUCGCCUAGUUCUAGCACGACCGAAAAGUCGCUAAUCAACAAUAGCGAAUCUACUACCAUGACGACGACGCGAACAUCGUUCCGACCGACGGGACCCAGAACCAGCUUCAACCGGUUUACGGUGAAGAAGACGAGCACCGAAACGCCACAACUGCAGCAGCAACAACCGCAAUCUUCUUCAACGCCCAGAAUAGUCAAUCGGGGCCGGAUAAGGCAGCAAGACACUACGACGCAAUCGUCGCUCAACCGAACCUCGAUCCCAUUAAACACCAGCACCCUUGCGAACCGCCGGCCUGCCAAAAUUAGUCUUCGCCAGCGCAUCCAGAAUUUCAACCGCAAGAAGGAACCGGAACCGGUGCUUAAGGAUGUGGACCAGGACGGAAACAGCCUGCUAGUCAGUUCCGAUGAAACCAAAACCGAGGAUCUGAGCAGCUUGGGCACGGUGGUCCAGCAGAACCGUUUCGAGGAAAAUUCUCCGCCGUCCUCGUCGUCAUCUAGCAGCAGCAGCAGCAGCAGCAGUACCACCACCAGCAGCACAACCACCACAACCGAGGGUUACCGGCAUCCGGAAACGGCAAUCAUGAAAAUCUCCCCGAAGGAUUCCUCCAACACCUUCACCGAGGGCGAUUGGGAUCUGAACGGUGCCUCGUCCGAUUACAGCAAGCGCGUCGUUGAGCUUACACUGUCAGCCAGCAAAGAGAAAGGUUUCAAAUCGGUCAACAAGGGACUGCUUUCAAGGCGAGUUCCCGGAUAUUUUACCCUAGCCACCGAAGAUCCUAUACUGCCAAUCGAGGCGUUUUUCCCACAAGUUAAGAAAGUGAGUGCGUGA